Messenger RNA from Patiria miniata (bat star), 831 nucleotides. RefSeq names its product protein canopy homolog 2-like. The transcript is spliced from 6 exons. Gene Ontology annotation, cellular component: endoplasmic reticulum. The coding region runs from base 27 to 653 and encodes 208 amino acids. The record is from RefSeq and is a predicted model, not a curated record. Lineage: Eukaryota; Metazoa; Echinodermata; Asteroidea; Valvatida; Asterinidae.
AGGGAAAUCUUCUACUGAAAAGUUCCAUGACAGUCGGGGUCCUGACGAAGGUAGUAAACACGGUCGAAAACGCCGUUUCCACAGUGCCUUGGAGGAUGGACAUUCAGAGCUUUGCAGUCAGCCUCAUCAUAAGCUGUUUAAUCAUACUCCAAGAAACCACAGCAAAGCGAGACCUACAACUGUACUGUGGAGCAUGCCAGGCUUUGGUAGAUGAGAUCCAGUAUGCCAUUGGGGAAGUAGACCCUCUUGAAACCCUAGAAAUGGGCUUCAGGAUAGACCCCCAGGGGCGUCAGAAAGUUAAGAAGAUCCCCUACGCAGGCUCUGAGGUUCACUUGAUGGAGUUGCUAGACGAUGUCUGCAGUAAGAUGAAAGACUACGCAGAGAGCACAGACCCCGAGACAAAGCUCAAGAAGUAUGUGCGCUUCAACGCCAGAAAAGAAGGUGAUCCUGUGGAACUGACGAACGUGUCUAUCAACCGAGACAUCAGUAAAUCAUUAGAAGUAGCUUGUCGUAAUAUUGUGGAGGAGUAUGAAGAAGAGAUUGUGCAAACCUUUACAGCCAAAGAGCCUAAUUUAAAGACACAAAUAUGCAAUGACGUUGCAGAAGUUUGUUCGGGGCCAGCAGAGGUUAAUUCUGAAAAGACUGAGCUUUGAUGAAGACCAACUGCAAUGUUUAUGUCUCAUCGUGGUAUGUCUAUUUAUCAAAAGUACUUUGCAACUUAAAAAUGGACCAGUAAGGUAUGCAGCCAUUAUUCAAGCACAGAGCCUAAUGUAUGUUGUUACAGGUGUUACUAUCCAGGCUAUUCUUGAGUUUGAAACCCUUCUUCCCCCC